Solanum lycopersicum (tomato) is the source of this 2113-nucleotide messenger RNA. Its product is annotated as ATP synthase subunit beta, mitochondrial. NCBI's taxonomy places the organism in Eukaryota, Viridiplantae, Streptophyta, Magnoliopsida, Solanales, Solanaceae. Gene Ontology annotation, molecular function: proton-transporting ATP synthase activity, rotational mechanism; ATP hydrolysis activity; ATP binding. Gene Ontology annotation, biological process: proton motive force-driven mitochondrial ATP synthesis; proton transmembrane transport. The record is from RefSeq and is a predicted model, not a curated record.
UAAAUCACCUCUUCACAUUUCAAAACAAACCCUAGCUGUCCUUUUUUUUCACUUUCUCUCUCUACUCUUUCUCUCUCUACACUUCCAUGGCUUCCCGGAGGCUUAUCGCCUCUCUCCUCCGUUCGUCGGCUCAACGCGGUGCCGGCAGCGGUGGUGGUCCAAUUUCCCGAUCAUCAGUAGCAAACUCCAUUGCUAGACCUGCUUCACGCGCAUCCCCUAAAGGAUUCCUCUUAAACCGUGCUGUACAGUACGCUACCUCUGCAGCAGCUCCGGCCUCUAAGCCAUCAACACCGCCGAAGUCAUCUGGUAGUGAAGUUAGUGGAAAAAUUACAGAUGAGUUUACAGGUGCUGGUGCGAUCGGGAAGGUUUGUCAGGUUAUUGGUGCUGUGGUGGAUGUGAGAUUUGAUGAUGGAUUGCCUCCAAUUCUUACUGCUCUUGAGGUGUUGGAUAAUCAGAUCCGACUUGUGCUUGAGGUUGCUCAGCAUUUGGGUGAGAAUAUGGUUAGGACUAUUGCUAUGGAUGGUACUGAAGGACUUGUUCGUGGUCAACGUGUGCUUAAUACUGGCUCUCCUAUCACCGUUCCUGUCGGUCGAUCCACACUUGGCCGUAUCAUGAAUGUCAUUGGAGAGGCAAUUGAUGAGAGAGGCCCAAUUACAACCGAUCACUUUUUGCCAAUCCAUCGUGAAGCUCCUGCCUUUGUUGAGCAAGCCACUGAACAACAAAUUCUUGUCACUGGUAUUAAGGUUGUUGAUCUUCUUGCACCAUACCAAAGAGGAGGGAAAAUUGGUCUGUUUGGUGGUGCUGGUGUUGGCAAAACUGUGCUUAUUAUGGAGCUUAUUAACAAUGUUGCCAAAGCACAUGGUGGUUUCUCUGUUUUUGCUGGUGUUGGUGAGCGAACUCGAGAGGGUAAUGAUUUGUACCGAGAAAUGAUUGAAAGUGGUGUCAUCAAGCUAGGCGAGAAGCAAAGUGAAAGCAAGUGUGCGCUUGUAUACGGUCAAAUGAAUGAGCCCCCUGGUGCUCGUGCACGUGUUGGACUUACUGGUUUGACAGUUGCUGAGCACUUCCGAGAUGCCGAGGGGCAGGAUGUGCUUCUCUUUAUUGACAAUAUUUUCAGGUUUACUCAGGCUAACUCAGAAGUGUCUGCUUUGCUUGGUCGUAUCCCAUCUGCUGUGGGUUAUCAACCAACUUUGGCUACGGAUCUUGGAGGUCUUCAAGAACGUAUCACCACGACCAAGAAAGGUUCUAUUACGUCCGUCCAAGCUAUUUAUGUGCCUGCUGAUGACUUGACAGAUCCUGCUCCCGCUACAACCUUUGCUCACUUGGAUGCCACAACUGUCUUGUCCCGUCAGAUUUCUGAGCUUGGUAUCUAUCCUGCCGUCGAUCCACUUGAUUCUACAUCCCGUAUGCUCUCACCUCACAUUUUGGGAGAGGAUCACUACAAUACUGCCCGUGGAGUGCAGAAAGUUCUUCAAAAUUACAAGAAUCUUCAAGAUAUUAUUGCCAUUUUGGGUAUGGAUGAGCUUAGUGAAGAUGAUAAGAUGACUGUUGCCCGUGCACGUAAAAUCCAAAGGUUCCUCAGUCAGCCUUUCCACGUUGCUGAAGUUUUCACUGGUGCCCCUGGAAAGUAUGUCGACUUGAAGGAGAGCAUCAACAGUUUCCAGGGAGUAUUGGAUGGCAAAUACGAUGACCUUUCAGAGCAAUCGUUUUAUAUGGUUGGUGGUAUCGAUGAGGUCAUUGCCAAGGCAGAGAAGAUUGCAAAGGAAUCUGCAGCCUAGAUAGAUUAUAAAAAUCUGUGACUUUCUUUUGUUCUCUUCACCAAAAUAAUUUAGUUUGUGACAUUUUGGUUCUUUUUUUGGGAGGGCCAAGGGGUCCUUAAUCUACUUUUUGUUUCAUCUUUCCAAACGCGGGAUUGUUAUAGAGAGACAUGCUGCAGCCAAAGACGUUGUCGCCAAACCCCCUGCUCUGUUAUGUCACAUAAUAAGGGGGUUAUAUAUGGCGAACUUGUAUAUGUUACUUUCAUGUCUUUUUUUCGAGAAUUUUUGAUGCUCCAAUUAUCAAAUGUCUUCUAAACAAUAUGUUCUUUUUUCCAUUUAUUCUUUCCUUGUUGCAGUGA